Molecule: messenger RNA, 664 nt
Organism: Zophobas morio
Lineage: Eukaryota; Metazoa; Arthropoda; Insecta; Coleoptera; Tenebrionidae
Exons: 3
Coding region: 79-636 (185 amino acids)
Source: RefSeq, a predicted model, not a curated record
UGAUAAGUGAAGCUGCUAUAAAUAAGAGCAAAAUUUAAUACCUGAACACAGUGCUUUUAUCAACCAUAGAGGUACAAGAUGAAUCCAGAUAAAUGUCGCCAAUGUCAUCAUUGUUGUCAUCAAUGCCAUCAUCACGAUCAGCACCCAAUACCAACAGGUUACUACUGGCGAGAUUAUACCGGCGAAAUACCCGCAGACGCAUUCCCAGGUGGACAUGAUCUAAGCAAUAAACCCACCUACAUUGGUCAAGCAUAUUUAUCAGGUACUGGUUUGAUACCGACAACUCUUUACCCCGGUCAAGCAGGUCUCAACUUACCCUGUGACUGGAAAGUGAACUACUCUGACGUCGGCAUGAAAAUACUUUGUACUCCAAACCCCAAUUCUCUUUCUUGGGAAAACGCCACGUCUUCCGAUCUACAUGUGACUGCAGCUGGUAAGCAGUUAGUCAUUGGGGGUUACCAAAGCCGUGGGUCGAGGAUGCUGCUUAACGUUGGAAGAGUACCGCACCAGGGAGAACUACUAGUGGGAAAAGUGGUUGGGAGUGAACCAGGACAGGCAGUAAUGUACUAUGUUGGUAGCAACAAGGAAAAUGCGAUUAAUUCGUACCAAGUUUUGGUACAGAAGUCCGACAAAUAAAUGCCGUCAGUUGUAACAUUAAUACCAA